Messenger RNA from Nezara viridula (southern green stink bug), 1023 nucleotides. NCBI's taxonomy places the organism in Eukaryota, Metazoa, Arthropoda, Insecta, Hemiptera, Pentatomidae. The record is from the annotation of a GenBank genome assembly.
AUGUUGUUUUUGUUCAGAGGUCUGAAUUCUGGAGCUGUAAUUGUAACAACACCUCAAUCUGUUGCAAUUGAAGACGAAUGCACAAAUAUUUUCUCAAAAGGAGGAGGAGAACUUCUUUCCAAACACGCUGAAGUCCCAUUUUUAGGAGCUAUUCCAAUCGAUCCACUAUUCAGAGAUAGGAAACAGUCUGAUGACAAUUCUCCUUCUAUAUCAGCUUUGCAAUCCAUUGUUUCACAGGAUUCCGUUCCAGCUCACAAGGCCAGGUCAUCUCAGCAGUGGCUGCAAAAAAACAUUCCAGAGGUCAUCCCUGCCUCGGAUUGGUCAUCAGGAAGCCCUGUUCUUAACUCACCAAAUUACCUGCUUUGGUCUGAACUGGAGAGGAUGGCAUGCCAUAGAGCACACCCUAACUUGGAAAGUGACAGAUAUGACUACUGUACUAAAUUAGCUGCAGUACAUCCCAUUAGUAAGCCAAUUUUGUGCUCAUUUGCCGAAAACCGGGAAGAAUUUGAAUUUCUCAAGAAAAUUACUGUUGCCGCUGUGUGUGUUUAUCCCUCCAGAGUUGAAGAUGCUGUAAAACAGCUGAAACUACUUGACUCACCUUUGCCAGUAGCUUCUGUGGCUACCGGUUUUCCAAGUGGUCAGUAUCCUCUCACAACCAGGGUCGAUGAAGUUUCAUUUUGUGUUCAAAAUGGUGCUUCAGAAGUAGAUAUUGUUAUUGAUAGGAGUCUUGUUUUAUCUGGAAGAUGGGGUGAACUUCAUGAAGAGGUUCACAAAAUGAAAGAAGCCUGUGGUGAAGCACAUUUGAAAGCAAUACUGGCUGUAGGAGAAUGUGGAUCGCCUGAUAAUAUUUAUAAAGCAUCAAUGGCAUGCAUGAUGGCUGGUGCUGACUUCAUCAAGACAUCGACAGGUAAAGAGGUUAUUAAUGCAAACUUACCAGCUGGACUUGUUAUGUGUCGUGCAAUUAGAGACUUCUAUAGGAAAACCAAUGCUAAGGUGAGCUACUUACUUGGAUAUUUCUAUUAA